Spinacia oleracea (spinach) is the source of this 1139-nucleotide messenger RNA. RefSeq lists its product as uncharacterized. The record is from RefSeq and is a predicted model, not a curated record. The coding region runs from base 215 to 676 and encodes 153 amino acids. The transcript has 5 exons. NCBI's taxonomy places the organism in Eukaryota, Viridiplantae, Streptophyta, Magnoliopsida, Caryophyllales, Amaranthaceae.
UGACUCGUUUGGGGAAAGAAAAGACGAUGGUUCCUCUCAAGUUUCAGAAUCGGCCAGAAGGGUAGUGCAUGGUAUACUAUUACACUCGAUCAUCUUGGGCAAUUUCUAGGCGACAGUGAAACGGCAGAAAAAAGACGUUUCUAAUUUCUGCGUCCCAGGAAAUUGCUAAGGAUCAUCAAAUUUGGAUUGGAGUAUCUAAUCGGAAAUUAGAGUGAUGUUUACCUGCAGGUCUAGGCUGUUUCUUCUUCCUCCUAUACACAAAGAACACAAUGAUGCAGAGAAGCAACAAUAUAAAACCAGCUGCUGGAACAACAAUUCUUAUUAUGUAGAAUAUGAUGCCCUUGCCUGCACAAUUAAAAAAAAGAUGAAGGAUGCCGGCUUGAUGGGGUUUGCAGUGGUGUAUAGAAAGGCACUGUGUCGUACCUCAUCUGGCAAUUGGGCCUUAAAAACGCAAUCUUUGAAGAGUUUUGAUAAAAAUUCUGUAAAUGUCUUAAAAGGCCAAUCAAACAUUUCUCACAUGGUAGACCAAGUAUAUCAGGAGUGCAUUGAACAAGAGAAUAAAGUGUGCUAUAUGGUGGCAGGACAACUUCGGCUGUUGCAUAACCACUCCCGCUGUAGAACAAGGAAACAGGAGGAUUAUCCUCAUCCAAAGAGGCUUGGCACAAUUGGGGAUUGAUGUCAGCUCUGCAAUAGAACAUGCCAUAGACUUUAUCAGGGCUUUCACCAUGACUCGAGUUGGAGAAACUAGUCACGGAAGGUGCACCAAGAUCGUAAAGGACCUGGUAGAGGUUCUUCUUAUAUAUGCUCUCUUGUGUGUAAUUACCAUUUUCGGCACAACGGGUGGAGAAAUAUUUGGGCUGGGAGUCUGCAACAACAGUUUUCAGCAGUAGAAAAUGGAGGAAAAUUAUUUGGAGAGUUUUUGAGAUGUAGUCAAAUGGUGCCAUUGUUGCAGUAACUGCAUGUGGUGUUACUCUCUUCCUAGAAAAAUAUGUAGUUAUUAUGUGUAAUUUGGCCAGUUCAAAGCCAAGGUAUCUGAAAUUUUCUAUGAUGAAGAAAUAUGGUUUCUAUUGCGUAUUGAUAAACUUUAGACGAAUGAAAAUAUUAAUUUGUUGAAAAAACUUGUUUGAAACCAUCAAGUA